Molecule: messenger RNA, 3942 nt
Organism: Bursaphelenchus okinawaensis
Lineage: Eukaryota; Metazoa; Nematoda; Chromadorea; Rhabditida; Aphelenchoididae
Source: the annotation of a GenBank genome assembly
AUGGAAAGGAGAAGAAUUUUAUUUUUUGGUAUUUUACUGUUAAUUGGCGCAGUUUUGGCAGAAGGACAGUCAUUGGAAAGCUUUCAAGUAAGUGAUAUAUCUAACGUAAGAUGAGUAUAAGAUUGAUACUAAAAAUAGUUUUAGAUUAAAAUUCUAGUUUUUCUUGUUUUUUAUUAUCUAUUGCAGUAUUUGUAAGUUUUUCUGAGGUUUUGAGCAUUUGAAACAGAAUGCCAAAGUUUGGCGGGAAAAAUAUUUUUUGAAUUUUGGUUGAAAAACUGGUUUAUUUUAAACAAAUAUUUAAUUAGAAUAGUGUUUUACAUAAAAAAUAAGGCAUUUUGUAACGUUUUUGAACCAUUUUUAAAGUUAAAACAGAAUGCCAAACUUUGGCGGGAAAAUCAAAAUUUAAAUUUUUGGACUGGACUAAUGUUGAAAAAUGCUUUUUUAAGCUUUUAAAACACUUAUUUAUUGAAUAUUAAUGAUUUUUGUUAUAUUCCAUUAAUUUUCAGUCCAAAUGGCUAUGGGUAGUGAUAGUAUCAGCCGUACUCGCUUUCAUACUUGGCUUUGGAAUGGGAGCGAACGAUGUGUCAAACGCUUUUGGUACAUCAGUUGGAUCGAAAGUCUUAACUCUUAGAUGGGCUUACUUCUUAGCUACUAUCUUUGAAACAUUGGGGUCGAUAUUGGUCGGGUAUAAUGUGACAGAUACCAUGAGAAAGGGUGUUAUUGAUGUUACAGUAUACGAGUCAAAGCCGGAAGCCUUGUUAGUGGGUCAGAUUGGAAUUUUGGGCGGAUGUGCUGCUUGGUUAAUGAUUGCUACGUUUGCACGGCUGCCGGUUUCUACCACACAAAGUAUCGUUGGUUCUACAGUAGGAUUUUCGAUUGCCUCGAAGGGAUUCGAGGGGAUACGGUGGAUGAAAAUUGUUGAUAUCGGUGGGUUUUUGGAGCUUGCGGAGUUCAUAUAUAGCUUUAAUGUACCCCUAUUUGCUCUUGAUCCUGUUCCUUCCCUUACACCUACCAUUACCCCUUAUUACUGCCUUGCCCUACCUAGACUAUCCGAGUUUACACUUCACUCUACCUUAAUCUGCCAUACCCUACUUUACCCAACUCACCCCCUCCCAACUGCUAUCAAAAUCUCUAUCCUAGCAUACUAAGCCCCGUAUUAUAUAAUAGUAAUCUACUAUCUUUUUAGUAUUGUCAUGGUUUGUAUCACCGUUAUCAUCAGGACUAGUAUCAGUCAUAUUAUACCUCAUUUUGGAUCAUUUGGUACUUCGGAAGGUAAUUUUUGAAAACAUUUUUAUAAUUUUAAGAGGCCAGCUGGUACUGGAAAUUUUUUUUUUAUUUUUAAAUUUUUUAGCAUCGACCAUUAAUUUAUGGCUUGAGAGCGCUACCUUUCUUUUACUUCUUCUGUAUCAUGUUCAUCACGUUUGCCGUUAGCUAUCAAGGCUCUAAAAGUAAGUUCUUGCCAUUUUUGGUUUUGUAAAGAAAGUUCUUGCUAUUUUUUGUUUUGUAAAGAAAGUUUUUGCCUGUUUUUGCUUUGUAAAGAAAGUUCUUGUCAUUUCUUGUUUUGUAAAGAAAGUUCCUGCCAUUUUUGGUUUUGUAAAGAAAGUUCUUGUCAUUUCUUGUUUUGUAAAGAAAGUUCCUGCCAUUUUUGGUUUUGUAAAGAAAGUUAUUGCCUGUUUUUAGUUCUUCACCUCGCCUCUCUUCCGUUAUGGUUAGCUUUGACUAUCAGUGUAGUCAUGGGACUGAUUGUGGCACUGUUGGUGCACUUCUUCGCUAAACCAAGGCUAGUCAAUUGGAUUGAAAGUAGGUUUUUGCUUAAUAUUUACUACCCUGCCCUACCUUACCCUACCCAACCUACACUAUCUACCCUACCCUACCUUAAUCUACCCAAUUCUACACUAUCCUAUUCAAUCGUACUCUACCAUACACAACCUUACCUACAGUAUGCGUAGGCCUGUUCAUGCUAUAUUUCGUAUUUUAGGACGAAACACCAUACCCUGUAUCGAAAACCGUUUUGAUGGUGAAUAUGAAGAUGUGGUGCGACGUUACAGUACCAUAUCUAAUAAAAGUCCUAAUCCUGGGCAUUACCGUAGUAUCAGCAGCGUUAGUGACCACAAAUCGAGUGUGGAUCGUAUUGAAAAUGGCAUUAAACGCCAAAGUUCGCUCAAGAACGGUGAGCGACAAAGCACAUUAAAGAACGACGGGUUUUCAAAUUAUGGCACGGUGGAUGAUGGUACGGUACACAAUGGCACAAUUGGUACUAAUAUCGAUGUUACUCCUGGUACUGAUAUAGACGUCACUGAUGGUACUAACAUCGAUAGUACUGAUGCUACAGGAAAUGGUGGUACAAAUGGUACUGAAAACAAAAAUACAAUCGAUGGUACUCAAGGUACUAAAAAUGGUACCCACAGUGAUAGCAACAAAAUAGCACGACGAGUUUCAAGUAAGCGUGAACGUACCGUAACCCUGAAUUUGGACGGUGUGGUCGUUCCAAGCCGUGACCGUUCCGAGACCGACAAUGCCAUUUUAGACGCUGCCGCUUUAGCUACACAGAAAUUCAACCAGGAAAACAGCGUGGAAGGCGUCGACGGACUCAGAUGUAAGAGUUAUUUUUUAAACGGCAAGAACUUUCUUUACAUAACUAAAAACGGCAAAAACUUUCUGAACAAAGCGAAAUAUGGUAAAAACUUUCUUUACAGAGAAAAAAACGGCAAUAAUUUUCAUUGCAUAACAAAAAAAUCGAAGUUUUCAAAAAUCGAUAAAAUUUGUGACAUUCCGUUGAAAAACCAAUAAAUUUUGUGGCAUUUCGUAAAACUUUAGAAAUCGGUUCCUUUUGAAUUAAAAUGCUGCUUGAAAUCAAAAUCUUAAAUUUAAAAUAAAAAAUGGCAGUAACUUUCAUUAUAAAUCAAAAAAUGGCAAGAACUUACUUUACAAAUCAAAAAAUGGCAAGAACUUUCUUUACAAAACAUAAAGUGGCAAGAACUUUUAGAUUCCACCCCUCCAUCGUCACCUAGAAGGAUAACGUUAGUUGGUGACUCUUUCAAAAGAAGUAGAGCUGACACUUAUGGUGAAGAUCAACAUCUAGAAUGGAGUAAGAUCUACUACAAUAUAAAACCUGACUGAAUGCUUCUUGAUAUCUUUAUUGUCCUCUUUGUUAAUGUUAUCCAUACUUUUAUUACCUAAAAAUUUUAAUUUAUUUUUUUCAGCUCUACGAGGAUUUGUAAAAUGGCUUUUGCCAUUACCUACAAGGAAAGAAGAUCGCCAGACCUUGAAAUUGUUCAGUUCACUUCAAAUCUUUACUGCUUGCUUCGCUGGAUUUGCUCAUGGAGCUAAUGAUGUUAGGUAUGGACAUUAUACUAUUCUUCCAUACCCUACCCUACCUUACACUACCUUACGCUAUCCUACUCUACCCUGCCUGCCCCACCCUGCCCUGUCUUACCAUAGCUUACAAUACUUCACCAUGUCAUUCCCUAUCUAGCCCUACCUUCUCUUCAACCUUGACUUCAAACUCCUUUCAGUAACGCCAUAGCCCCACUCACCGCGGCCAUAGCCAUUUACAAAGACCAGUCCGUGCUCCAAAGCGAGCCCACUCCAGUCUACGUUCUUCUCUACGGUGUUCUCGGCAUUGUCAUUGGCCUCUGUCUUCUUGGCCACAAAGUGAUUCGGACCGUGGGCCAAGAAAUGUCCGAAAUCCAUCCGGCUAGCGGCUUCUGUAUUGAGUUUGGCGCCGCUGUAACUGCCUUAUUGGCCAGUAAAAUGGGCUUACCCAUCUCGACCACCCAUUGCCUUGUUGGAUCUGUGGUCGCGGUGGGUGUGGUAAAAAGUGGAGCCGGAAUUAAGUGGCGGAUCUUUAGGAAUGUGGUCUUUUCAUGGGUAGUAACACUACCGGUCAGUGGAGUAAUCGCAGCGUUGAUUACUGUAACACUGAAAUGGGUUGUGGAUUAA